Molecule: messenger RNA, 1494 nt
Organism: Prionailurus viverrinus (fishing cat)
Lineage: Eukaryota; Metazoa; Chordata; Mammalia; Carnivora; Felidae
Gene: GPR101
Product: G protein-coupled receptor 101
Exons: 1
Coding region: 1-1494 (497 amino acids)
Biological process (GO): adenylate cyclase-activating adrenergic receptor signaling pathway
Cellular component (GO): membrane
Molecular function (GO): G protein-coupled receptor activity
Source: RefSeq, a predicted model, not a curated record
AUGACGUCCACCUGCACCAACAGCACGCGCGAAAGCAACAGCAGCCACACGUGCGUGCCCCUGUCCAAAAUGCCCAUCAGCCUGGCCCACGGCAUCAUCCGCUCGAGCGUGCUGCUCGUGUUCCUCACCGCCUCUUUCGUCGGCAACAUCGUGCUGGCGCUCGUGUUGCAGCGCAAGCCGCAGCUGCUGCAGGUCGCCAACCGCUUCAUCUUCAACCUCCUGGUCACUGACCUGCUGCAGAUUUCGCUCGUGGCCCCCUGGGUGGUGGCCACCUCCGUGCCUCUCUUCUGGCCCCUCAACAGCCACUUCUGCACCGCGCUGGUGAGCCUCACUCACCUGUUCGCCUUCGCCAGUGUCAACACCAUCGUGGUGGUGUCCGUGGACCGCUACCUGUCCAUCAUCCACCCUCUCUCCUACCCCGCUAAGAUGACCCCCCGCCGGGGCUACAUGCUCCUCUACGGCACCUGGAUCGUGGCCAUCCUGCAGAGCACCCCCCCUCUCUACGGCUGGGGCCAGGCUGCCUUUGACCAGCGCAACGCCCUCUGCUCCAUGAUCUGGGGGGCCAGCCCCAGCUACACCAUUCUCAGCGUGGUGUCCUUCAUCAUCCUGCCGCUGGUCGUCAUGAUUGCCUGCUACUCGGUGGUGUUCGGUGCCGCCCGGCGGCAGCAUGCCCUGCUGUACAACGUCAGGAGCCACAGCUUGGAGGUUCGGGCCAAGGAUCGUGUGGAGAACGAGGACGAAGAGGGAGAGAGGAGGGCUGCGUCCCGGCGCCAGGACGGAGGUGAGGCCAAGGCCGAGGAGGGCGGCGUGCCGGCCGAGGAAGAGAGCGCGGAGGCCAGUGCGGGUAGGGUGGCGGCCGCGGGCAGCGAGGAGGUCCGGGACGGCGGCUCGGUGGCCAGCGAAGGCAGCUCAGAGGGCCGGGACGGUGGCCCCCAACCCGCCGGCAGUGUGAAGGCGGACAAGGGCCGCGUGGAGGUCAGCCAGUGCAACGUCGACCUGGGUGAAGAUGACGCGGAGUUCGGCGAGGAUGACCUCAACUUCAGCGAGGAGGACGUCGAGGCAGUGAACAUCCCCGAGAGCCCCCCGCCCAGUCGUCGAAACAGCACCGGCGACCCCCCUCUGCCCAGGUGCUACCAGUGCAAGGCUGCGAAAGUGAUCUUCCUCAUCGUCUUCUCCUACGUGCUCUCCCUGGGGCCCUACUGCUUUCUGGCGGUUCUGGCCGUGUGGGUGGAUGUCCAAACCAAGGUGCCCCAGUGGGUGAUCACCAUAAUAAUCUGGCUUUUCUUCCUGCAGUGCUGCAUGCACCCCUACAUCUACGGCUACAUGCACAAGACCAUCAAGAAGGAAAUCCAGGAUAUGCUGAAGAAGUUCUUCUGCAAGGAAAAGCCCCCGAAAGAAGACAGCCACCCGGACCUGCCGGGAACAGAAGCCGGCACAGAGGGAGGGACCGAAGGCAAGACCGUCCCUUCGCACGACUCCGUCGCUUUGCCUUGA